AUGGCUGACCCAAACGAUGAGCCACUAAGCUUACUGACAAGGAUGACGAGCACCAUGUCGAUGGGACAUACCCCCGAAGCUCGUGUAUUGAUUGUCAUGACCGGAGGUACCAUUUGUAUGCAAAAGUCACCAAAUGGCCUGGUACCAGCUCGGAACUUCCUGGAACGCUGCAUGGCUCCAAGACCAGAGUUCAAUGAUGGGGAGCCACAUGAACCCAUUGAGGUAAGGUUUCACGACGGUGCCGACGGAAUGGGCGAGCUUCACAGUCUCCGUACUCCAACGAGUGUCUACGGGAAACGCAUCAGAUAUGCAGUUCUAGAGUUUGAAGAGCUACUAGAUUCGUCAUCCAUCGACAGCAAGGGUUGGGCGGAGAUUGCGCAGACGAUCUUUCGCAACUACAGGUUGUUCGAUGGAUUUGUUGUCCUCCACGGUACGGACAGUCUAGCUUACACUUGUUCGGCCUUAAGCUUUAUGCUGCAGAACUUGGGCAAGCCAGUGAUUGUUACUGGUUCCCAGGUUCCGUUUUCGGAGAGAAAGAACGACGCUCUCGAGAACUUGCUUGACUCGAUGGACAUAGCUGGCCAUUUCAUGGUCCCGGAAGUGUGCCUAUGCUUCAACUCGACCCUGUUUCGAGGAAACAGGACGACAAAGAUCUCUGCAAGUGCCUUUGACGCUUUCGCAUCACCCAAUCUUCCACCUCUUGCCACCAUCACUGCAAUGGAUACCCAUGUUGCAUGGAAUCUGGUGACCAGGUCCACCAUACUACAGCCGUUCAGUAUUCAGAAGGAUCUCCACAUCCAUUAUGUUGCUUGCCUACGAAUAUUCCCCGGCAUCAAACCCAAGAUGGUCGAGGCCGUCUUGCGAACGGAGGACCUCCGUGGGCUGGUUUUGGAGACUUUUGGCGCUGGAAAUGCGCCUAGUGGUCACGAUAACAAGCUUACACAGGUUAUCGCCGAAGCCGUGCAGCGUGGGAUUGUGAUCGUCAAUAUCACUCAGUGUUUGACUGGCAGUGUAAACCCACUUUAUGCGCCUGGUAUGGUUCUUGGGCGUGCUGGAGUUGUGGCAGGUGGCGAUAUGACGACCGAGGCAGCUCUGACCAAGCUAUCGUAUCUUCUUGCUCUUCCAGGGGCAACGCAAGAAUCUGUCGCCAAAGAUAUGGCCAGGUCGAUACGGGGCGAAUUGACUGAGAACGCGGGCACAAUCUUCAGUCACCCUACCGGAGAGCUCUCAUCGCCAAUUACUCAACUCACCGCCAUCGCAUAUGCGAUCGCUAGUGGCGAUAUUGAAAAAGUCAAAGACCUGUUGCACAACGAUAAUCAACUCAUAAAUCGUGCGGACUAUUCGGGAAAUGCACCCAUCCACUUAGCUGCCACGGGGCCGAGCCUUGCGGUGCUUCGGUUCCUCCUUCGCCUAGGUGCAUCCGUUCACCUUCGAAAUCAUACUGGGUCUGGGAGGACACCGCUCUUUCUAGCUGCAAAUGCAGGCUUGCUCCCUCAUGUGAUGCUGCUCCGUCAGGCGGGAGCACAUCUUCAUGCAGAAGAAUUGGAUACUGCGAGGUUGCACGCAAGCCAAAGGCCCGAAAUCUGGAAUGCAACAGGAUUAGAAGGCACUUGA
Messenger RNA from Exophiala bonariae, 1614 nucleotides. RefSeq lists its product as uncharacterized. The transcript has 5 exons. Gene Ontology annotation, molecular function: asparaginase activity; protein binding. Bases 1 to 1614 code for a protein of 537 amino acids. Lineage: Eukaryota; Fungi; Ascomycota; Eurotiomycetes; Chaetothyriales; Herpotrichiellaceae. The record is from RefSeq and is a predicted model, not a curated record.